This is a messenger RNA of Aspergillus steynii IBT 23096, 2044 nucleotides long. RefSeq names its product putative HET domain protein. Bases 26 to 1963 code for a protein of 645 amino acids. The transcript has 2 exons. The record is from RefSeq and is a predicted model, not a curated record. Lineage: Eukaryota; Fungi; Ascomycota; Eurotiomycetes; Eurotiales; Aspergillaceae.
CAUCAACCAACCAGCAGCCCCCGCAAUGACGCUCUGCCAGACCUGCGACUCGCUCCCCAUGGGAGACUGCGACGAAUCCAAUCUUGGAGAGUACAACGAGCUUGUCUCAAGAGCAGAGGCUGGCUGCGAGGGUUGUCGAUUUUUCACCACCAUUCUCCAAUCUAGUGAUGGCUGGAAAUCCCGCUUGGACAAAUUACCCGGGAGGGUGAUCGUCUUAGACCUCCUUCGCUUGCAGGCUAAGGACCCGACCGGGCUCAGUAGAUCUACUUUCACCCUGGAUGAUUUGAAUUUCGAUAUUUGUGUCCCGGAGGGGGAAGAACAUGAGGAACUUGACUCGGUUCGUGUGGUGCCUGUAAAUCCAUUGGAUGAACGGUGCCUCCGUCAGAUCCGAUCCUGGGUUUCAGAAUGCGCCGGACAUACAAAUUGCACUAAGCCAGAGCCCGUGUCCCUGCCCCGGGCGAUCAUUGAAAUUCCCAGCGACGCGAAAGAACCGCCCAAAGUCUGUCUCUCCGAGGGGAAGACAGGCUCCUACGUUGUCUUGAGCUAUUGCUCCGACAAUACUCCUCCUCUGCCAGUUUCAGAGACCACCAACUUCCCCAUUUCGCUAGAUGUGCAGUCGCUUCCUAAAACCGUGACGGACGCUAUAGAAGUCACGAGACGACUAGGAUACCAGUAUCUAUGGGUCGACGCGCUCUGCAUGACCGGCCAUAACUGGGAUAAAGAGCUAUCGGCAUUCAUCUCCAUUUACAACCAAGCCGAGUUGAUGCUUUCGGCCACAAAUGGAGAAGACGCAAACUCAGGAAUGCUUCACGACAGACAUGUUCUAUAUUCCCCGGGCCUGGGGCCCGAUAAAAACAGAUAUUUGCGGCAAGAGCUGCUGCGCUGGGAAUCAGACUUGGAAAAGUCCCCGCUGGAGAAGCGCGGAUGGCCUUUUAUAGAGCGCGCUCUGGCACCGCGUAUUAUCCAUUUUGCCAAACACCAAAUGUUGUGGGAGUGUGCGUCCGGAAUCCAAUACGAAGGAUCCAAGCAUAAAAACAGCAUUAUUGGAUCUGGCCAAAUCCGAGAGAGGUAUAGAAAACAGAUCGUGCAGCCGUACAUCGACAAGACACUCAGUGGACACACGGAAAAGGACCAGGACACCAACACAGGCGGUGGUCUAGCUCGAUACGAGACCUGGCACCAAUGCGUCGAUGAAUUCUCAGGCCGAGAGCUCAAAAGACCAACCGACAAGCUCCCCGCCAUGGCUCCGCUGGCUUCCAUUCUCGACGACGGCUCCAUGGGAACCUACCUGGCCGGAAUAUGGAGCAACGACAUCGCCGCUGGACUAUCCUGGGGCCGACCUUUCUAUCUCCUCACUCCUUCAUCAACAUACCGAGCACCAAGCUGGAGCUGGGCCAGUGUCGACGGCAAAGUGAGCUCAAUGGUUCUAGCAUGGCCGGAGGACCUGAUGGACGGGCAUUCCAAGGACCCAGCCUGGAUCAACAAGUACCAGCCCAAGCUCCUUUCCCACAACAUCAUCCUCGAGAACCCAUCGCACCCAUACGGCCGGGUCUUAGAAGGCUCCAGCAUCACGCUUGAGGGCAGCUGUCUUGGACUCAUGAGUCUUGCAAAAGCACUUGGACCCCGUCCCGAAUUCUAUAUAAUCCCAGUGCUGGAUGAAGCGCAGGCGUUCGAUUGCCCAUGCUGCGCCGGCCGCUCUGACGAAGACCAAAAAGCGGAGAUGGCGAAGAUAGAAGGCGAGAUUGAACAUCAUGUCUGCAUGAUAUUGCAGGGGGAUGCUUGGAGAGUGGAAGAAGACUGGAGCCGAGGCCGAGGUUUCUGCGAUCUGCUUAUUUUGAAAGCUUUGGGCGAUUCGACCUUUAAACGGGUUGGGUCCAUGAGGAUCAAUUCCGACAAGCCGGAGCCUGCUCAUGCAGCGUUUGAUGCGUUGGACUGGGAGAGGCGGGUGUUGAAAUUGAUCUGAUCUGCUAGCCGGGAAGCGUGGUCGUCGUAGUUAGUAUCAAUUUAGAUGACAUCUUGAAUGGCGUAUUUGUAAUAAGACCUA